Molecule: messenger RNA, 204 nt
Organism: Geodia barretti
Lineage: Eukaryota; Metazoa; Porifera; Demospongiae; Tetractinellida; Geodiidae
Source: the annotation of a GenBank genome assembly
CUGGGAUGGAGCGACAUCGUAGUGGUGGACAAAGGGCCCAUGUUCGAGACGGGCGGCUCCACCUCUCACGCCCCCGGUCUCGUGUUUCAGGUCAACUUCUCCAAGAUGAUGUCCGUCUUUGCCAGGGAGACCGUUGAGCUAUUUGAGAGCCUCAAUCCGGCCGAGGGCGAGCCGCUGUGGUACGGAGUAGUGGACUUGAGGUAG